This is a messenger RNA of Varanus komodoensis (Komodo dragon), 4235 nucleotides long. It is a transcript of the gene CLOCK, whose product is annotated as clock circadian regulator. The transcript has 23 exons. The record is from RefSeq and is a predicted model, not a curated record. Gene Ontology annotation, molecular function: protein dimerization activity; DNA-binding transcription factor activity, RNA polymerase II-specific; E-box binding. Gene Ontology annotation, cellular component: cytoplasm; nucleus; CLOCK-BMAL transcription complex. Lineage: Eukaryota; Metazoa; Chordata; Lepidosauria; Squamata; Varanidae. Bases 1006 to 3606 code for a protein of 866 amino acids. Gene Ontology annotation, biological process: regulation of transcription by RNA polymerase II; circadian regulation of gene expression.
GGGGGGAGCUCCUCCUGGUUUGCUGGCUGCUGAGGUAAACUUUGGGAAGAGGUCGCGACGGCGGGUUGGCGCAGAUCUAUGAUCUCAGCUCACCCCCUUCCCCCGUAAAAGGCCUCGUGUGACCCUCCGCUGGGCGCCAAUCAGGCCCUGGAGGGGAGCCCUUUCCUUCCCUUCCCUUCCGGGCCACUCCCGCCUUCGCCGCUCAGGCAGCGUUGCGAAGCGGAGACGGGACAGCCUGGGCGUUUCAUAACGGAGAUCAAAGACAGUGAAGGCCUUCCGUUCCCGGCGCAAUAGGUUGGCUGCUGCUGUGGCAGCGCCCAUUCCGCUUCUCCGGUUGUGGCGUCCCCCGUUGACACAAGCACGCCAAGCGUGCGUGGUGUUGGAUGGUGUAUCCUGGAUACUCGGUUGUUUUGUCCCUGUCAAAAGUAACUCGUGUGGUGUGGUGUGUUGAGAUUUCCCUUCCCUGUCUGCCAAAUCAGAUCAUGUGAAGAUAGAUUUCCCCCCCUUAUUUAUGGUAGCUGUUCAGCGUCCGUCAACCUUAUUUGAAUACUGAUGAUGCAGGCGGGGAGGGGGUUCCCUCGCCUUUCUGGAGCCGCUUGUUUAUGACCGGAUCUAGGGCAUUGGAUCAACUUGGAAGUGCACACAUUCCUUCAUUCAUUUGCUGCGAUCAGGACCCUUCCCUGCUUGCUUUUUAGCACAAAGGCUCAAACAUUAAUUUCUCAACUCACCUGCAAGGGUGUCUGUUUUACAUGGUAUGGAGGGACAGAGGAGCUGUUCCACAGGGAUUUUAGAAUAUUUCUCCUCAAGAAAUGCUGAAGGCAUGGUUUGAACAUUACUGGAACAGAACUUAAUGAUCUUCUCUGAAGAGUACAUUUUGAGGGCAUUCUUAUCUUACAACUGACUCCUUCUGAAAUCAUCAUUCUAGAAUCUUGCCAUUUAUCAUCCAGAAAAGUAUAAACGAGCAGAAAUACAAAUGUCUACCACAAGACUAAAGUGUGAUAUGUUAUGUUCUUUACCGUAAGCACCCAUAAAAUGAGCUCCAUUGCAGACAGAGAUGAUGGUAGCAUAUUUGAUGGUCUUGUGGAAGAAGAUGACAAAGAUAAAGCAAAGAGAGUAUCAAGAAACAAGUCUGAAAAGAAACGCAGAGAUCAGUUUAAUGUGCUUAUCAAAGAGCUGGGAUCCAUGCUUCCGGGCAAUGCUCGAAAGAUGGACAAAUCCACUGUACUGCAGAAGAGCAUUGACUUUUUACGGAAACACAAAGAAAUCACUGCCCAGUCAGAUGCCAGUGAAAUCCGCCAAGACUGGAAACCUACAUUCCUUAGUAAUGAAGAAUUCACUCAGUUAAUGUUAGAGGCUCUUGAUGGUUUUUUUCUAGCAAUCAUGACAGAUGGAAAUAUAAUAUAUGUAUCAGAAAGUGUGACCCCAUUACUUGAACAUUUGCCAUCUGACCUUGUGGAUCAGAGUAUAUUUAAUUUUGUCCCAGAGGGGGAACAUUCAGAAUUUUAUAAAAUACUGUCCACUCAUCUGUUGGAAAGUGAUUCAUUGACCCCAGAAUAUUUAAAAUCAAAAAAUCAACUAGAGUUCUGUUGCCAUAUGCUCCGAGGGACAAUAGACCCCAAAGAACCACCUACAUAUGAAUAUGUAAAAUGUAUAGGAAACUUCAAGUCAUUGAGUAACAUGCCUAACUCUGCACAUAAUGGUUAUGAAGAAACUAUCCAGCGGUCCCAUAGGCCUUCCUAUGAAGACAGAGUUUGCUUUGUAGCCACAGUUAGGUUGGCUACUCCUCAAUUUAUCAAGGAAAUGAGCACUGUUGAAGAACCUAAUGAAGAGUUCACCUCUAGACAUAGCUUGGAAUGGAAGUUCCUUUUCUUGGAUCACAGGGCACCACCAAUAAUAGGUUAUUUACCAUUUGAAGUGCUGGGGACAUCAGGCUAUGAUUAUUAUCAUGUGGAUGACCUAGAAAAUCUGGCAAAAUGUCAUGAACAUUUAAUGCAGUAUGGAAAAGGGAAGUCCUGCUAUUACAGAUUCCUCACAAAGGGGCAGCAGUGGAUUUGGUUGCAGACUCAUUAUUACAUUACUUACCAUCAGUGGAAUUCUAGACCAGAGUUCAUCGUAUGUACACAUACAGUAGUAAGUUAUGCAGAGGUUCGAGCAGAAAGGCGACGUGAACUUGGUAUUGAAGAAUCCCUGCCAGACAUACCAGCAGACAAAAGUCAGGACUCUGGUUCUGACAACCAUAUAAACACAGUGAGCCUGAAAGAAGCAUUGGAGAGAUUUGAUAACAGCCCCACACCUUCUGCCUCCUCCAGGAGUUCAAGAAAAUCUUCUCAUACUGCAGUCUCAGACCCUUCAUCAACGCCCACAAAGAUGACAGUGGAUACUAGCACUCCUCCAAGGCAAAAUAUACCCGCUCAUGAAAAAUCUGCACAAAGAAGGGCUUCACUUAGUAAUCAGUCAUUAAAUUCACAAGCUAUUGGACAACCAUUAGCACAACCAAUGAUGUCCCAGCCUACAACUCUACAGAUUCAGCAAAGCAUGUCACAGCCCAUGCUUCAGUUUUCUGCUCAACUGGGAGCUAUGCAGCACUUAAAGGACCAGUUGGAACAAAGAACACGCAUAAUAGAAGCAAACAUUCAUCGCCAACAAGAAGAGCUGCGUAAGAUUCAGGAACAACUCCAAAUGGUCCAUGGUCAAGGGCUCCAGAUGUUCUUGCAUCAGUCAACUCCUGGGUUAAACUUUGGUUCUGUGCAGCUGACUCCUGGAAACCCUUCAAAUAUUCAACAGAUUACACCAAUAAAUAUGCAGGGUCAAGUUGUUCAAACAAAUCAGAUCCAAGGUGGCAUAAACACUGGGCAUAUUGGAACUCAGCACAUGAUACAGCAGCAGCCUUUACAAAGUAAUACAGCACAGCAUAGUCAGCAAAACAUUCUUGGAGGGCACAGUCAACAGACCUCUCUUACUAAUCAGUCUCAAAACACACUGUCAACCCCAUUGUAUAACACUAUGGUGAUUUCCCAGCCGGCUGCAGGAAACGUGGUCCAGAUUCCUUCUACUUUACAGCAAAGUAAUAACCAGAAUGCUGCCAUUACCACAUUUUCCCAGGACAGACAAAUCAGAUUUUCCCAGGGCCAGCAGCUUGUAACAAAAUUAGUCACUGCCCCUGUGGCAUGCGGAGCAGUAAUGGUACCAAGUACUAUGUUCAUGGGACAGGUGGUGACUGCCUAUCCCACUUUUGCUGCACAACAGCAGCAGCCACAGACAUUAUCAAUAACGCAGCAGCAGCAGCAGCAGAGCCAGCAGCAGCAGAGCCAGCAGGAGCAGCAGCAACAGCAGCAGCAGCAGCAGCAACAGCAGCAGCAACUUGCUACAGUUCAGCAACCAACUCAAACUCAGCUGGCCCAGCACCCACAACAGUUCCUGCAGACAUCCAGGUUGCUUCAUGGAAACCAGUCAGCUCAACUUAUUCUUUCUGCUGCUUUCCCACUACAACAAAGCACUUUUGCCCCAUCACAUCAUCACCAGCAGCAUCAGUCCCAGCAACAGCAACCGAUUUCACGACACAGAACUGACAGCAUGACAGAGGCGUCUAAAGUUCAGCCACAGUAGCAUGGGGUCACUGCUUCCAGGAGCAGCAAGCAGAGGCUGGUUCAUUAAUAAUUGCACUGGUGAUAGAGAAGAGCCUACAGACUUUGCAAAGUGCAGUAUUGGAUAUCCUUCUAAACGCUUGGAAUGUGUCUGCUGAGGAAUAGUACGCAGAAUGCUGUUGGAGGUACAAUAGGUAUAAAUGCACGAGAGGCUGAUGGGAAUAGGAAGAUGGCUUUCUUUGCCAGGAGCUAGUUGCUCUGGCUCUGUAUUUUGCUUUUUCUUCAAAGGCAUGUGCUGCCAUGUGUUAACUUGUUCAGAUCAAGUCUCAAAAUGUUCAGUGGACUAAAUAGGGCACUUAAAUAUCUUGAUGUUUUUAACAGUUCUAUCAGAUUAAGUGUUACAAUGGACAUGCUGUUGCUACAGCAGGUUUUUUUUUAAAGUAUGCCUGCAAUUAUGCUCCAAACGGAAGUUAAUUUUUUCAUAUUAUGGGACAGUAAAUAUUUUCUGACUAUUGUGUGGAAUCAAUCUUUAUUGUACAGAUACUGUAAAAUACUGUGUAUAUGUCUGGAUAAAAGCCGAGAGAGCAGAGUAUUUUAUAUGAUGCAUGAAACUGUUUGAAUAUGCCCCCCUAAAUUUUCACACAAUGCUCA